AUGGAAGCCCCGAUGUCGACACAGGAGCAACAGCUCUGCCAGGCCUUGCUGGCGAUGCCUGGCAAGUACCGAUACCGCUAUAGCGAAGAGGCAUCGCGCGAACUUCUUCUCACCCUUUUCUGGUCCAUGGCCGGUGGAAAAGAUGAAUACAUGAAGCUCUUCUUUCCCGAAGGGGACCCACGAAACACCUCCCUCAAGCUCAGGGAUGUGCAAGGUGCGGUUGAGGGCGCCGAAUACACCGAAGCUGCCCGUGGCAAGGCCUGUGGUCACAUUUUCAAACAAGGAGAGGCGUCAUAUGCGUGCAAGACUUGUAGCGCAGAUGAUACCUGCUGCCUGUGCAGCAAAUGCUUUGAAGCCACCGAUCAUACAGGCCAUAUGGUCCGCAUCAGCAUCUCUCCCGGAAACAGCGGGUGUUGCGACUGCGGAGAUUUGGAAGCGUGGAAGCGGCCCAUGUUUUGCACAAUACAUUCCAUGUGGGAGGGCGACCGCAACAAGGGCAAAGGGAAGGUGACAAGUCUCCCGGAGGAUCUGGUCAGGAAUAUCAGGAUGACCAUCGGCCGCGUCUUCGACUACAUGUGCGACGUCAUCUCUUGUGCCCCCGAGCAGCUUCGCCAAACCAAAACCGUUGAGUCUAUUCAGGAGGAUGAGAGGCUUUCGAGGUUAUCGUCGACCUACUGUGGUGGAGAAACCGACUCGCCGGGGGAGUAUGCCGUUCUGCUGUGGAAUGAUGAGAAGCACACAGUGGUCGACGUGCGUGACCAAGUGGCUCGGGCUUGCAACACUACGCUUGCCAACGGCUUGAAAGCUGCUUACGAGACCGAUGCCAUUGGUAGGAGCAUCCUGAUGUACGACGAGAGUGUGAAAAACCUGCUCGACGUAGCUGAGAUACUGGAGAGGAUAAGGGUUACCGUCACCAUUCGCUCUUCAAGGGAUACCUUCAGAGAGCAAAUGUGCGGCACGAUAAUUGAGUGGCUUAGAGAUAUCUCUGGCUGUCAAGUUGGCCAUGAUCAUCAGAUCUUGAGAAACAUCGUGUGCGAGGAAAUGCUUAAGCCUUGGAGGAAAGGCAGCCCUGCGGCUCAUGCCAUUGUCGGCAAGGAUGGCAUUGACGAUGAAGAUCGCAUUGACCAAGAAGAGAACGUGCCGAGUGGUUUCUACGAACAGCAGGGCAGGCUUUUGCUUCAGGCACGCCAAGCUGCCCGUAGAAUGGCAGAGGCUCGUGAGGCUGGUGAUGACGAAGGGGACGAAGAUGAUGAAGACGGGGAUGAGAUCAUUGUCUCUGGUGGAGAGAUGGAUGAGGACGAGGACGAUGACGAAGAUGUCAUGAUGCUUGACGAACAAGGCGACGCAGCCGGGGAUGAUGUUGCUAUGACCGACUGGCGAGAAGUUCGGGUGGUGCAGGUAGUCCCCGCCACUGCUGCUGGCCAUCCUCCUCCGCCACCUCCCCCUCCGGCACCGGCUACUGCUACGGCUCAUCGGCGAACCAUUCGGGAACGUGAGCAUACUCCUGAUGAUUCCGAUACCGCCGAACCGCUCAUCGCGCCGAAUAUCUACACCAAGGCCCACCUCGACAUCCCCAAAACCCCAGGCAGUCCCAAAGCCAAGACAUCGCCUCCAAAUCCUGGACGUUACUGGUUGCAGACUCCUGCCGGUUACGUAGAAGAGAAGGACAUUCCGGUUGCCGAAGACCUCUUCGAACGUGUCCGUCUAGACUGGCUGAUUUUAUUCGAUCUGCGGAUGUGGAAGAAGGUUCGCUGUGAUCUUCGGUCAUUAUACAUUUCAACUGUCGUCACUAUCCCCGAGUUCAAACGCGUACUUGGCUUGAGGUUUGCUGGCCUCUACACCACCCUGGCUCAGUUGUAUCUCAUUGGAGAUCGUGAGCCAGAUCACUCUAUCAUUAACAUCUCCUUGCAGAUGUUGACAACCCCUUCCAUCACCGCCGAAAUCGUUGAGCGGGGAAAUUUCCUUACCAGUCUGAUGGCCAUUCUUUACACAUUCCUGACUACUCGUCAAGUGGGGCACCCUUGGGACGUGGCAAGCAACGCCGUUCUGUCAUUCGAUUCAGGUUCGGUCACGAACCGGCGCAUGUAUCAUUUCUUCUUAGAUCUCAAGUAUCUCUUUGGGUCUCCGCACGUUCAGGAACGCCUUCGGACAGAGGAGCGGUACAUGAUGCAGUUCCUCGAUCUCGUCAAGCUUCAUCAAGGCAUUUGCCCGAAUGUCAGGGCUGUCGGCGAACACGUCGAAUAUGAGACAGAUAGCUGGAUCAGCGCAUCUCUUGUCACACGCGAGAUCAACAGACUCUGCAGACAGUUCGCUCAAUCCUUCCGGAACGUCAAGGAACAUGGUUUGCAGUAUGUCAAUAAUGCAAUCAGACUGGCUGCAAAGGUUACUAUCAUCAACUCCCUUGGUGCUGAGCGUCACCGGUUCAACCAGUCGGAAAUCAAGGAAGAGGUUUCGUUCAGAAACCUUAUGGAUUUCGAGUUUGAGCCACCAGGGCGAAGCUUCAAGGUCGUCCACUUUGUGGUGGAAGAACAGCCUAUCAGUUUCCAUCACGCGCUUCAUUACACUUUGUCGUGGCUUAUCGAGUGUGGCAAGUCGAUGAGCAUUGACGACCUGCGCAAGCUCCUUACUUUCGAAACCACAGACUUGCUGGCAAAGCCCCAGCCGAUGGGUCGAAAGUCCAUGCCCCGCGGUAACUUCACUCCGGAAGAUUAUCUCCUUGCCGCCUUUGAUUUCCCCCUUAGGGUAUGUACUUGGCUUGCGCAGAUGAAGGCGGGCAUGUGGGUCAGGAAUGGUUUGAGCUUGCGUCACCAAGGAGGAACUUACCGCGGCGUGAGCCAAAGAGAUGUAUCCCACAACAGGGACGUAUUUCUGUUGCAGACCGCUCUUGUUGUCUGUGACCCAAGCCGUGUUCUUGCCUCGAUUGUCGACCGCUAUGGCAUGGAGAAGUGGAUCAAAGGGUUCUUUGAACAAAAAUCCAAGGCACAAGAUGACAAUCAACAUCUGGAUGUUGUGGAAGACAUGCUUCAUCUGCUCGUCGUCCUCGUCAGCGACCGUACAUCCCUUACGCAAAAUGAGGAUGAAGCAAGCCCCUCCAACGCGGCCACGCGUCUCAAAGCCAGCCCCCUCAUCGCGGCCAUGCGUCGUGACCUCACGCACGUCCUCUGCUUCAAACCGUUGUCGUUCUCAGAGAUCUGCAACAAACUGCCGGAUAAGUUCCACGAGCACGAGGAUUUCCACAAGCUGUUGGAUGAGAUGACCAUUUACAAGGCACCUGAGGGGUUGACAGACGUUGGCACCUUUGAGCUCAAGCCGGAGUUCAUUGAGGAUGUAGAUCCUUACAUCGCGCACUAUAACAAGAAUCAACGCGAAGAGUCAGAAAUGGCAUGGCGCAAGUGCAUGGCUAAGAAGACCGGCCACUCGAUCGAGGAUGUCGUGUAUGAGCCCAACCUUCGUCCAAUCACUUCUGGAGUCUUUGCUGGGCUGUCUGAUUUCACUAGGACCGGCAUGUUCGCCCAGAUUAUCUAUUACUCCCUGCUCUAUACUCUCACAUCCUCCAAGUUCACGCCCCAGGUCCCCACGACUCGGGUCGAGACCUUCCUCCAGGUCGUCCUGCAUCUGAUCUUGAUCGCCAUCAAGGAAGAUAAAACAAGUGAGCAGGAUAUUCAGCGACCGUCAUUUGUCUAUCGUUCUCUCGGUCACCAGGCACGCAGCAACUUCAUGCCAGAGAACCCGACGGCAAAGACUAUCGUUGCACUCUUGAAUUUACUUAGUGCAGAGGAUGCUUUCAAGACGGUUCAUCCGAAGAUCAACCUGAUUCUGAAAAAGAUGCGGAAACAGCGACCCCAGGACUUCGAGUGUGCUUACCAUAACCUUGGUCUCUCAGUAGACCACAUCGACGCUGGCAUGCCUGACAGCCAGAACACUGAUGAGGAGCGUGAGAAGAAGAAGAAGGCUGCACUCGCCCGUCAAGCUCGUGUUAUGGCACAGUUUCAGGCCCAGCAAAAGAGUUUCAUGGAGAAGCAAGGAGAAAUCGACUGGGGUGAUGUGGACGAUAUCGAUGAGGACGAGGACAUGCCAGCUGCCGAGGAACAUAAGAACUUUUGGAAGUAUCCAUCAGGGACAUGCAUCUUAUGCCAGGAAGAUACAGAUGAUCGCCGUCUCUACGGAUCCUUCGCCUUCUUCACCGAGAGUAACAUUUAUCGGCAGACUGAUCUCCAGGAUCCGGAUUUUGUGAGGGAAGCGUUCAAGACCCCCGAAAACUUGGACAGGUCUGCCGAGAGUAUCCGGCCCUUUGGAGUUGCCCAUGAGAACCGCCAGGUUGUCCAAAAGGUUAACCAGGAGGGAGACAUAUUCGAAGACGAGCGCUCCGUCAUCGGAAAAGGCUUCCCGUCGCACCUGUCUCGUUCCGGCCCUGUCUCGACCGGGUGCAGCCAUAUCAUGCAUUACGGUUGCUUCGAAGCAUACUUUGAUGCGACUGUACGCCGUCAUAACCAGCAGAUCGCAAGACACCCUCCCGAGGACACGAAUAGACUGGAGUUUGUGUGCCCCUUGUGCAAAGCUCUGGGCAAUGCGUUUCUCCCCAUCGUCUGGAAAGGACAGGAAGAAUCUUACCCUGGUCCAUUGUCGCCAACCGAGUUGUUCAACCCGUGGCUGGACAAACAGCUGCAUUCUGCAUAUUACGUCCUGGGAGCGGCAAGGCCUGCAGACGAAACCCAGCAUUCCUUUGCAUCAUACACGGCGAAGACAAUGGUCCACAAUCUUGCCGAAGAUUCGUCUCAGCUGUUUGGUGAUGCGUGGGUAGACCUGGGGGGCUCGGUCAAGGUCAAGUGGGACGCCAUUCAGCGACUCCUUUUCGAUUAUCUCAGCUACUGA
Sordaria macrospora k-hell is the source of this 4872-nucleotide messenger RNA. NCBI's taxonomy places the organism in Eukaryota, Fungi, Ascomycota, Sordariomycetes, Sordariales, Sordariaceae. The record is from RefSeq and is a predicted model, not a curated record.